GCUCCGGAGCUGUUGGGUGGCCUAGAACCUCAGCCUCCGAAAUGGAGCCAAGAGUGUUCAACACAGGCAGCCCCUUUCCGGCGGAGGGCGACAACCUGACUGUGGACGUGGGCCUGUAUGACACAGACGUCAAUGAUGCUCCUGACCCGGGACAGCUCAAGGAAAGGAAUGAGUCAUUGUUACCAGAGACAACGCAGUUCCUGCGGAAUUUUACCACUAGCCCACAGUGGCUCAACAUGACCCCACGGGCCCGUGCCCGUCAGCUGUGGCUACUCCUGCGCACAGGUCUCCACGACAUGGUGGAAAAGGAGAAGAGAGCCGAGCUGCGCGUGGAGCGCUUGACACACGGGCUGGAGCCACUGCGCCGCCUGGACAUGGCGGCGGGGCUGCGCUCCGUAGCGCAGGACCCGCUGGGUAGACGCCUGGUGGUGCUGGACGGCGCGGGCAGCCUGCACCUACACAGAGAGGACGGCUGGGUGCGUGAGAAGCUGCCGGCCCCUGCCGAGAUCACAGGGCUGGUGGUUGUGCCAGGCCCGCUGGGUGACGUGGGCCGCUUUGUGGGCUGGGGCCCCGUGGGGCUGGCUAUACUAGGACCCGACCUCCGCCUGCUGUGGCAGAGCAAGCUGGGGGUGGGCAGGACAGGGAGCCUUGAGCCCACCUGCUGCCUGCCGGUGCCCGACUCCGGGCUUCUGGUUGUGGCCGAGGCGGGCGGCGGCCUGGAGCUCUGGAAGUUCCGCUCGGGCGGUCGCCUCCUGGUGCCGCGCGGGCCUCUCCUGCAGCCUCCGCGGAGCUUCGCGGGCGCUCUCACGCGUCUGGCCCUAGGGGGCGCGCCGCCCUGCCACCUCCCGCGCUGCUUCGCCGCCUAUGGCUCUGCGGUGCUCACCUUCGACCUGCACAGCUGGACUCUUGUAGAUGUGCGCCGAGACCUGCACAAAACCACCAUCUCGGACUUGACGUACUGCGAGGAGGUGAACGCCAUGGUGACAGCUUCCCGGGAUAGCACGGUGAAGGUGUGGGAGGCCGACUGGCAGAUCCGGACAGUGUUCGUGGGCCACACAGGUCCCGUGACGGCUCUGGCCGUGCUUCCGAACACCGCCCUGGUACUGUCGGCCUCACAGGACGGGACCCUGCGCACGUGGGACCUGCAGGCUGUGGCGCAGGUGGGCGAGGUGGCGCUGUGCAGUUGGGGCCGUGACGUGCCGUUGGGGCGUGUGACCAGCCUGCUAGCGCCUGCGAGCCCCGGCUGGCCAGUGCUGUCGCUGAGCCCGGGCAGCGUGGAGCUGUGGCGCGUGCGCGAACUCUACUCGCCGCUGGCGCAGCUGCCCGCCCCGGUGCUCCACCUGCAGGUGGCACCCGCUCUACCCGCUCAUCCUCACCCGCCGCUGCCCAUACGCCUCCUGUGUGCGUGUGCCGACGGUUCGGUCUGCCUGGUGUCGGCAAUCACCGGGCGCACAGUGAGCGCGCUGCUGCUAGGGCCGGAAGACUGUGCCGCCGCGGUGGCCUACUGUCUGCCACGCGAGGCGCUGUGGCUGCUGACGCGAACCGGGCACCUGGUGCGCGCCAACGCGGCGCGGUGCCCCAUGCGAGUCCUUCAUCGCGUGCGCCCGCCGCCGGCCCCCGCGCCGCGGCCCUGCUGCCUACACCUGUAUAGCCACCUCACUGACCCUGGGGGCGCGCGCGACUCCUGGGAGGUCGUGCGCGAGCACGGGGGCGAGCUGCACCGCAGCGACACGGCUUGGGCCCUGAAGGACAAGAACCGGUACCUACCCGUGGUGGGGCACACGGACGGCGCACUGUCGGUGCUCGAGUGGUGCUCGUCAAGGACUGUCUUCCAUACAGAGGCGCAUACCCCAGGCCCUGUCACCGCCAUCGCGUCCACCUGGAAUAGCAUCGUGUCUUCGGGCGGAGACCUGACUGUGAAGAUAUGGCGCGUCUUCCCCUACGCCGAGGAGAGCCUGAGCCUGCUGCGCACCAUCUCCUGCUGCCACCCAGCAGUGGCGCUCUGCGUGCUUGACAAGCGCGUCACGGUGGGCUUCGAGGCCCCUGCAACCGCCACCUAUGGCCUUGUGCAGUUAGGCCUGGAUGACCACCCGCGCUGUGACCACCGACCCCAGGACGACCCCACGGACCACAUCACUGGCCUGUGCUGCUGUCCCACGCUCAAGCUCUACGCGUCCUCCAGCCUGGACUGCACCGUCCGCAUCUGGACAGCUGAGAACCGCCUGCUGCGGCUCCUGCAGCUGAAUGGCGCCCCCCAGGCCCUGACCUUCUGCAGCAACAGUGGAGACCUGGUGUUGGCACUGGGCUCCCGCCUCUGCCUGGUGUCCCACAGGCUGUACCUCCCCACUUCCUACCUGGUUAAGAAGCUGUGCCAGAAGGCCCCUGAAGUGGUGGAUGACCCUCCGCUGCCACUGACCAGCCAGGAGUCGCUGACCUCCGCCCAGCUGCAGAGGCUUGCCAACCUGCAUGGAGUAGCCAGUCUCAGUUCAGCCUUGUCUUUCAUCCAUCAGCAAAAGGCAACAUCUCCGCAGCCAGUGUUGAAAGAGGACUUCGAAGCCCUAGCUGCCCGGGACCGAGACCUUCAGAGGCUGAGGCUGGGGCUGGUGGUCCCUGCAGUCCGGCCCCCACCGUCCUUGCAGCAGCGCCAGGAAGCUUUUGACAACUACCUGCGUCUGAUCUACGGGCCUAGCCUGGUGGGGGUGCAGCCUGGAAGGGCAUCCCACCAGUGGAGCUCCAUGACCCUCUCCAAGGAGAGAGAGGCCAGCACUCUGCCCACAGCUGCCCCCAGCCUCCAGUGGGCUAGGGUCUGCACAGAAGGACAGACAGUGUCAGCAGUCCAGCCCCCAAAGGACCUGGGGACCCUGCGCCAGCGAUUGGCCCGCCCUCCCCGGGUCGCCUUGCCCAUCCCACCUGCCUCCCGCAAGGUGCACAGCAGGGCAUCGCAGCUGCUGGCCCAGUCCUCACUCAGCUGCAACCUGGGCCUCAGCCUGGACCUGCAGCUGCAGGCAGAGCACCUCCGGGAGGGGGAGCAAGUGUCCCUGGAGCCAUCGUCCUCCCAUGAGCCGAAAAGGAUCCCGCUGAAGAGGCACCCCAAGGAGCUUCUCUCUAACCUCAAGGGCUUCUUUCCUGCCACUGUUGAGCCCCUAAACCAGUUCCGGCGGCAACCCGUCCCCAGGCGCCUCAUCUUCCCUGGCUUCCUGCCCAACUCGGUUGUGCUGCAGCACCUGUGGCUGCCAACAGACAUGGGUGGCCUCGGAGCCCUCGCCCAACUCUCCCCUGACCUCAACAGACCCAAGCCCGGACAGAGCCAGGACGACUUCUGGCUGUCGAGGGGCAGAAGGUAUACUGCCACGUGGCACCAAAAGCUCCUCGGCUGGCUAGGGGGGAAGGCCGGGGACGAAGAGGAGGAAGAGGAGGAGGUCGAGGAGCUGGACUGGCUCUCCGCCGCCUUGGGCCCGUGGAGUCCUCGCUCAGAAGAGCCGCUCGAGCCCUCGAUGCUGGAGCCGGAGGUUCAGAGCCCCGCGUACUUGACCUUAAAGCGCCGGGGCUCCCGCUACGCCCACACCUCGGCGGAAGUCUACGCACGCUCCCGGACCCGCCGCUCACCCUGGGAAGAGCACUACGCUCACCUGCCCAGGUUCCUGCGGUACUUCGUCGGCCAGAACUGGUUCAAAAAGCUGUUUCCCAUCUUCACCCUGGAGGCAUACCCCGAGGUGGGCACGGUGGAGGGCCUGGCCUCGCUGCUCCUGGACCUGCUGGAGGAUGCCUCCUGGGGGGACGGUGUGCACAUCCUGAACGCGUUGCUGAGGUUGCUGCCUGACACGAGCUGCGACCUCCGCAGCCGCCUUCAGGACAUCCUUGUGCGCUUGCUCAACCAGGACCAGCCCCCUAGCCUCCAGGACGGAACACAGAAGCAGUUCGUGAUGCUGGCGCUGCAGCUGCUCCUGGCCUGCUCCCUGGAGUCCAGGGAUGUGGUCCUGGAGCUUCUGUCCUAUUUCCUCUACUCACCAGCCAACUGCCAGCCGGAGCUCAAGAAGCUACUGAGUGCACUGGGCCUUCAGGAUCCGCAGGGCUUCCUGUUCAAGGAGAUGGUGACCUGGGCCCAGGGCUCAGAACGCGACUCCAAGGCCUUGCUGCGCAAUCGCUGCAGCCAGAAGCUGGAGGACAUGAUCCAGAACCUGCAGGUCUGGCUGGCGGUGAGGGAGGGGCGGAUGGAAACCUUGCGGCCAUCUGCAACCAGGUUGUCUGUGGAGCAGCCCAACUCUUCUGAGCCUUCGGGGCUGACGCUCCCCAAGGCGACCCUGACGCAGGCCUCGCAGGUCUCAGGGCCGGCAUCUCACGUCUUCCGGACGUCCUCGCGCGUCUCCGGGACCUACUCAAAUAUCUCUUGUGCUCCCUCGCGCGUCUCCGAGACGCCCUCGCUGAUGAUCUUGUCUUCCGGUCUGGACUUAGCCGCUCAGGAGUGGCAGGCGGAGCCGGUGCAGCUGAGCACCCGACGGACCCGGCGGACACUCUCGGACUCGCUGCAGGCCUUCUGCGUUGUGCCGGAGGCCUGCACGCGCUUCUCAGCGCCCGCGGCGCUGCAAGGCCUGCCACUGCCGCUGCCGCUGGAGCAGACCGACUGGUCGCGCUCGCAGCUGCUGGACCUGGGGUACAUCGAUAUGCUCAACUUCUUCUGCGAGCGGCAGCUGGAGCGGCACCAGAGCUCGCCGCUGGAGGAGGCGGAGCCUGAGCGCCCGAGCUCGCUCGUGCCCGUGCCCGUGCCCGUGCCCGUGCCCGUGCCCAGCACCGUGGUGCCGCAGCCCCUGGAUCGCCGGUACCAACCCAUACUCCGGCUUCAGGAGUCCAGGGUCCAGAUGGCUCGGGUGAACCUGAGUGGCCGGAAGCCGCGGUGGCCCUGUGUAGGCGGCCCUCUGCGUAUGAUCAAGCUGCCGCUGCCACGGGUGGAGCUGGAGCCUUUCCCCCCGAAUUGGCCCACGCCAGCCCGCCCGCUACCCCCGCUGCUCCUGCAGCCCGCGCUGCGGCGCUACUUUGUGCCAGAAGAUGCGGACCCUGACAGCUACAGCUGACCUCGGAGCAGACAGCAUGCACCUGGCCAAAGGGCUGGAAUAAAGUACAGAGGCCAGCCAGCAAACUAGAUGUCACCUUCCUCUUUAGGGGCGUCUGGAGCAGGCAGGGCAGUCUGCAGCUGUGGCCUGAACUCAGCGGGGGCCAGUCACGUGUGGAGGCUGGAGCUGGGGCAGUGGAGCCUGGGGUGUGGUCAGCUUCUGUAGUGGAACAAUGUUCCUGGUGGGGUGUAGCCCCCAAGGGCCUACCUGGUGUUCAGCCAGCUUGUAUCUGUCCGUUACUGGGUGCCAAGAUUUUGGGGGAAGGGCAGACUCUGGAGAAGGUUCUCUGUGCAAGCUUCUCCUGGAUGGUUGAGAGUUCGUCUUCCACAUCUGUCCCCCAGGCCCCCAGCCCGCCAACUGCACAAAGGCUCUUUCCACAGGGUGAGUGGCUCACCCCAGGGCCAGCCAGGGCCUUCUUUCCUGGAAGGGAGUCAGAAUAUGCUAGGCCCACCUGACAUUAAGAAAAAGGAAUUACACAUGCUAAAACCAAAAGAUGGUCUGCUCCAACUGGUGUCUCAUUCUUCAAAUUCUAAAAACAACAGGUGCUUUUAAAAAUACAAACAUGAGAAAGUAGGGAAGAAAAUUAAACAGGCCACAAAAAAGAAUUCACAAGAGAAAAUAUCAAUUUAUUAACACACGCUAAUAUACAGUUAUUUCUUUAAGAAAUCUGUUCAUCUCAGUAUAUCACAAAGAGAGUAAGCCACAGAGUGGGAGGAAGAUGUAACUGAAAAUGGCUCAUAUCCAGAAUAUACAAAGAACUACAAAUCAACAAUAAAAUCAGACAACCCAACAGAAAAAUGUACAAAAGACUAGAACGGAAAUUUCACAAAAGAAUUAGUCAAAAUAGCCUAUGUAUAUAUGUUACGUAAGCAGCUACCGUGAAUCAGAAUUGACUCAAUGGCAGCUUUUUUUUUAAUGUACACACAUAUAUGGAAAGUUUCUCAAUGUCACUGUAAUCAGAAAAAAGCAAACUAAAGCCAUGAUAUAUCCCCACGAUGUUCACCAGAUGGAGUAAGAAUUAAAAAUCUAACAAAAUGUGAGGAUGUGGAGACAGAAACACUAGGCUCUGCUGGUGGCAGCGAAACCCCUUGGGAGAACAACUGGGCACUUCCUAGGGAGCUGGACAUACACAGUCCCUGUGGCCCAGGGAUUCCACUCGAGAGGGGCAUGCUCAGGCCUCAGGCUACACAAAAAAACAUGUUGGUGGCAGCACUGUUCAAAACAGCGUGAAAUUGGGAAUGGCCCACAUGUAUGUCAUCCGAGGAACCCAUGGAUAAAUGGGGACAAAAGCACACAAUACAGCUGUGGUGAUGAAGCAGACAAAGCAGGGCCAUUUCCACAAUGUGCACGAACCCUAAACCCACGGUCGAGCAAAAGAACCUGCCGUAUGAUGCCACGCGUGGAGUUUGCUUCGUGUUUUUUAAAGCUGAAUUAUCCCGAAUGCAUACUUUGGUGGUAUCACUCUAAAGUAGGAAGUGUUUAUCUGAAAUUCAAGUUUAACUGGGGGUGUCCUGUAUUUUUUAGCAGCCUGAGAUAUAAUUCACGUACCAUGAAAUCCACCCAUCUGAGGCGUGCAAUUCAGUGGUUUUCGGUACGUUCGACAGUUGUGCAGCCAUCACCACCAUCUAAUUUUAGAAUAUUUCCAUCAUCCCAAAAAGAAACCCUGUACCCAUUAACAGUCAUUCCCCACCCCUCACCGUCCAGGCCUAGGCAACUAUUGAUCUUUCUGUCUAUGGAUUUGCCUAUUCUGAACGUUUCAUGUAAAUGGAUUUAUACAAUAGGGGGUCUUUUGUGUCCUGCUGCUUUCACCUUCCAUAAUGUUUUCGAGGUUUGUCUGCGUUGUAGCACGUAUUAGAACUUCAUUCAUUUUUAUGGCUGAAUAAUAUUCCAUUGGGGUCCCUGGGAGGCACAAACAGUUAAGCGCUUCACUACUAGCCAAAAGAUUGGCAGUUUGAACCCACCCAGAAGUGCCUAGGAAGACAGGCCUAGCAAUGUGCUUUCAAAAGAUCACAGAUUUGAAAACCCUACGAAGCAGCUCUACUCUGCGCUCAUGGGGUUAAAAUCGACCUACGAAAAUAAUAUUCCAUUGUAUCCAUGUGCCACGUUGUUUAUCCAUUUAUCAGUUGAUGGACGCUUGGGUUGUUUCUACUUUUUAGGUAUUAUGAAUACGCAGCCCUGAAUGUUUGUGUACAGGUUUUUGUUUGAACACCUGUUUUGAAUUCUCUUGGGUGUGUACCUAGGAGUGGAAUUGCAUGGUCAUAUGGUUAAUUCUAUGCUUAACUUUUUGAGGAAACUGUUUUCCACAGUGGCUGUAGCAUUUUACAUUCCCACCAGCAAUUUUUGAGGGUUCCAGUUUCUCUCCAUCCUCACCAACACUUUUUAUUGUCUGCCUUUUUUAUUAUACCCAUCCUAGCUAGGGUGCUUGGCACCCAUGUUUGCUACAUCCUACUUUUACAAGUUUUGCAAAACCACAGGGUCAUGUGAAAAUUUUGCUAGGGCUGCUCUCGGACUUUGGAAGGGACCCAUGGAAGUGAGGGCCCUGAAGCUUAAAUUUUAUUGUUAGUUGCUGUUGUUGUUAGGUGCCGUCAAGUUGGUUCCAACUCACAGCUACCCUAUAUACAACAAAAUAAAACACUGCCCAGUCCUGUGCCAUCCUUAGGAUUGUUGUUAUGCUUGAUUCCAUUGUGUCAUUCCAUCUCGUUGAGGGUCUUCCCCUUUUUCACUGACCCUCUACUCUACAGACAUGACGUCCUCCAGAGACUGAUCCCUCCUGACAACAUGUCCAAAGUAUGUGAGACAUAGUUUCAACAUCCUUGCUUCUAAGGAGCAUUCUGGUUGUACUUCUUCCAAGACAGGUUUGUUCAUUCUUUUGGAAGUCCACGAUAUAUUCAAUAUUCUUUGCCAGCACCACAAUUCAAAGGCAUCUAGUCUUCUUCAGUCUUCCUUAUUCAGCGUCCAGCUUUUGCAUGCAUAUGGGUGAUUGAAGACACCAUGGCUUCAGUCAGGCGCACCUUAGUCUUCAGGGUGACAUCUUUGCUUUUCAACACUUUAAAGAAAUCUUUUGCAGCAGAUUUGCCCAAUGCAAUAUGUCAUUUGAUUUCUUGACUGCUGCUUCCAUGGCUGUUGAUUGUGGAUCCAAGUAAAAUGAAAUCCUUGACAACUUCAAUCUUCACCAUUUAUCAUGAUGUUGCUCGAUGGUCCACUUGUGAGGAUUUUUGUUUUCUUUAUGUCGAGGUGUAAUCCAUACUGAAGGCUGUGGUCUUUGAUCUUCAUUAUUAAGUGCUUCAAGUCUUCUUCACUUUCAGCAAGCAAGGUUGUGUCAUCUGCAUAGCGCAGGUUCUUAAUGAGUCUUCCUCCAAUCCUGAUGCCCCGUUCUUCUUCAUAUAGUCCAGCUUCUGCUUAUUUGCUCAGCAUACAGACUGAAUAGGUAUGGUGAAGGGCUACAAAGUGACUCACACCUUUCCUGAUUUUAAACCAAUCAGUAUCCCCUUGUUCUGUUCCAGCAACUGCCUCUUGGUCUAUGUACAGCUUCCUCAUGAGCACAAUUAAGUAUUCUGGAAUUCCCAUUCUUCUCAAUGUUAUCCAUAAUUUGUUAUAAUCCAACAGUCAAAUGCCUUGGCAUAGUCAAUAAAAUACAGGCAAACAUCUUUCAGUGAAGAUCCACUGACAUCAGCAUUGAUAUCCCUGGUUCCACAUCCUCUUCUGAAUCUGGCUUGAAUUUUGAUGUACUGCUGCAACCCUUUUGAAUGAUCUUCAGCAAAAUGUUACUUGUGUGUGGUUUAAACACAAAAGAAAACAUUCUUUGAUGGUUAUAAGGAGGGGGAAGGAGGGAGAGGAGAAUUCAGUAAGUAAAUAGUAGACAACAAUUAGCUUAGGUGAAGGGAAGCACAACACACAAUACAGGGAAAGAAGUCAGCAAAACUGGAUUAAAGCCAAAGCUAAGAAGUUUCCUCAACACAGCCAAACACUUCAAGGGACAGAGUAGCAGGGGUGAGGGUCUGGGGACCAGGGUUUCUGGGGACAUCUGAGUCAAUUGACAUAGCAAAUUUUAUUCAGAAACUGUUCUGCAUACUACUUUGGUGAGUGGCGUCUGGGGUCUUAAAAGCUAGCGAGUGGCCAUCUAAGACACAUCAAUUGGUCCCAAACCACCUGGAGCAAAGGAGAAUGAAAAACACCAAAUACACAAGGAAAAUAUUAGCCCAAGAGACAAAAAGUGCCACAUAAGCCAGAGAUUCCAUCAGCCUGAGACCAGAACUAGAUGAUGCCUGGCUACCACCCUGACAGGGAACACAAGAGAAAGUCCCUGACGGAGCAGGAGAAAAGUAGGGUGCAGAACUCAAAUUCUAGUAAAAAAAAAAAAAAAAGAAAAACCAGACUUAAUGGUCUGAU
Molecule: messenger RNA, 9497 nt
Organism: Loxodonta africana (African savanna elephant)
Lineage: Eukaryota; Metazoa; Chordata; Mammalia; Proboscidea; Elephantidae
Gene: WDR97
Product: WD repeat domain 97
Exons: 24
Coding region: 42-5069 (1675 amino acids)
Molecular function (GO): protein binding
Source: RefSeq, a predicted model, not a curated record